AUGGAUACCACAGAAGAUUCAUUUGUCCUUGAAGCAGAACCAGGAACGGACAUUUGGAAGAAGCCACCGACUACCGAUGUUUGGAACGCGCCUAUAUCUCGCAUUUCCUCGGGUUUAUUGAAGAAGUUCCAAGCCGCACGAGUGACGUUCUGGGGACCGUGGACCGAACGUUACGACCAAGCCGGCCUCCUUCUAGUUCUCAAACACUCCACUUCCCCAGACCCGGCCAAGUGGAUCAAGACGGGCCUAGAGUUCUAUAAUGAAGCGCCACAUCUGAGCACGGUCGCAUGUGACAGGUGGGCAGAUUGGAGCAUUUUGCCCCUGACCGGUGCGGACGCCCAGAAGGGGUUGACACUGGAGGUUGUGAGGGAGUCAGAUGAGCACGGCAAGAGUGCCUGGGUGUAUCACCUUGUCCUAGACGACCAAGGCCAGGUGAAGGAGAAACGACCUCUGAGGGAGAUUUGCUGGAUCUUCGCGGACGAGGAUGAAAAUGAUGGCGAAGCUUGGGUGCUGGAUGUGAGCCCGCUUGUCGCUCGGCCUGAAAAGAAUGCCAAGGAUGCGUUGAAGGUCGAUUUUACAGAAUUCAAAGUUGAAUGGCUGCCUUAG
Truncatella angustata is the source of this 606-nucleotide messenger RNA. RefSeq lists its product as uncharacterized. NCBI's taxonomy places the organism in Eukaryota, Fungi, Ascomycota, Sordariomycetes, Amphisphaeriales, Sporocadaceae. The transcript has 2 exons. The record is from RefSeq and is a predicted model, not a curated record. Bases 1 to 606 code for a protein of 201 amino acids.